AUGUCAUUCGAGGUCUUCGGACGUCCACCGACACCACCGCCAAAUCCACCGUUCCCACCACCACGCCUCCCGCCGUCUUUCAAUAUUAUUGACCCCUCCUUUCCUGAACCUCUUGUGUCUGAGGAUUUGCCUGAGGACGAGCCAUGGCCGCCGGUCCCGCCCGACGUGGAUUCUAAAUAUCAGCUUCAAAAGGCCGCCGGGGACUGCGCCAUUCCAGCUCAUGGGAAAGUGCUCCGGAAACCGAACACCGGAAACGACAAGAUCUACUUCAACGGCUUUAUUAUGGAUCUCGCGACUCCCAUUGCAACACCAGGGGCCGUGCCGCCGUCGCAACGCCGUACCAUCAUGCACCAAAUGAUUCGCAUCGUUGAGAAGCUGCACUCCAAAGGCAUCAUCCACGGCGAUAUCAAACUGGACAACAUGCUCCUCGAUCACGACGGUCAGGUUCGGCUUUGUGACUUCGACGAGGCGCGGUAUAUCCACGAGGAUGAGCGUCUCUGGGAUGGACGUACUACAUGGGAUUUUGAGUCUCCGAACAGGCGGCAGCGGGCUCAAGAAACAGGACGCGGUCCACCGCCGCCUAACAUUGAGGAUGACAUGUACGCCCUUGGCCUGAGCAUCUGGCAACUGUAUACCGGGGAGUUCCCGUUUAGGGAAAUCGUCAGCGACCCGAACCAGGGUUCGGAAUUGCAAGAGAGGAGAGAUACAGUCAAUAUCGCUGACGUGGAGGACCCGGAGGCCCGGGAGAUUAUCACGGGCCUUCUUCGGGGGGGGGGGGGGCCUCUAGUUUAG
Molecule: messenger RNA, 792 nt
Organism: Dichotomopilus funicola
Lineage: Eukaryota; Fungi; Ascomycota; Sordariomycetes; Sordariales; Chaetomiaceae
Exons: 2
Coding region: 1-792 (263 amino acids)
Biological process (GO): protein phosphorylation
Molecular function (GO): protein kinase activity; ATP binding
Source: RefSeq, a predicted model, not a curated record